AAAGUAUCACCAAAAUGGCGGACGUCGAUGAUCAGCAAGAAAAUGGAGAUCUAGAUCUUUGGUCAUCGAUUUUGCGUGAUGUUCAAAGCUCGGCGAGUCGAAAGCUUCGAGCACACAAGUCCAUCUUGCUGUUAGGGAACGAUGAGUCAGGAAAGUCAACACUUAUUUCAAAAAUAAGAGGAAAAGAGGACGAAAUAAGCCGAGGACAUGGCUUGGAGUACACGUAUCUUGAUGUACAUGACGAAGAGUUAGACGAUUAUACGAGGCUAAAUGUGUGGAUUCUGGAUGGAGAUCCUCGGAAUAAAACGCUACUUAAGUAUGCACUGACUCCAAAAAAUGUCAACGAUACUCUUGUAGCUCUGGUUGUAGAUUGUUCGAAACCUUGGUCAAUAAUGGACUCUUUACACUCUUGGACUGAGAUUUUAAGAGAACACAUACAUUCUUUGAAGCUUACUCCAAAGCAGCUCAAUGAAAUGGAGGAAAGAAUUGUACAGCAGUUUCAAGAGUAUGUUGACCCAGAAGAAGUAACAGAAGAGAACAAGAGAAGAUCAGGAACAGGAAUAAAAGAUGAAGAAAAAGUACUUCUACCAUUAGAAGAGAAUGUCUUAGUGGAUAAUUUAGGGCUUCCAAUGGUUGUGGUUCUAACAAAGACAGACAGCAUGUCCAUGCUUGAAAAAGAGAAUGACUACAGAGAAGAACAUUUUGAUUUUAUACAACAGCAUAUCAGAAGAUACUGUUUGAAAUAUGGUGCAGCUUUGUUUUACACUUCAGUUAAAGAAGAAAAAAAUUGCAAUUUAUUCUGGAAAUAUAUACAGCAUCGGAUAUAUGGGCUGCCGUUCAACAGCUCUGCUUUAGUUGUGGAUAAAGAUUCAAUAUUCAUUCCAUCAGGAUGGGAUAGUAUGAAGAAAAUCAGUAUUAUUAAUGAACACUUGAAAGUAAUACAACCAGACGACGGUUUUGAUGACCACAUUGUCAAACCCAUACAGAGGAAGCCUUUGCAAGAAAAAGAGAUUGCAGCAGAGGAGGAACAAGCAUUCCUAGCUAAGCAACAGCAACUGCUUCAAAAGAAUCCACCUUCAGUAUCUAGCAUUGGAAGACAACAACCUGACAUCACCAAGCCGAGAUCCCCAGGAUCACCAAGCACAAGAAUGUCAGAUAGACGGCAGUCAGGUGGUGUCAGUACCCCAGCUGCUGGGAGAGCCAAGGUGGAUAAUAUCAAGGUUCCAGCAGGAGCAGGAGCUGCCACAAGUGAAGGUGUCCUCGCCAACUUCUUUAACAGUUUACUAAAUAAGAAGACAGCAGCUGCAGCAGGUACUCCCCAGGGGAGAGGGGUACCUUCCGUGCGUAGUGACGCAGCCGCUGAACUCGAUCGAAUGACUCGAAGUAAAAAAGUAGUAGGCCAACCAGGUAGGAACGAGGAAAACUCAUCAGACGCUUGAUAAAUAUCGUUAGUCUUAAUUAUUUACAGCAAAGCAUCAGAGAACCAUGAUCGCGGUUCUAAAGAACCUACGAGUAAUGCGUGACUACAUUGACGAGGAUUGCGUGACUAUUGUGUCACGCCAUUAAGUCCGUUGAGUAGGUAUUGUAUUUUGUAUAAAGUAGGUUAAUAAAUUUAUUUCAAAGUAAGAACAGGACCAAAAAACAAAAGAAAAGUAGAUAAAGAGUGGUCAGUAGUAUGGCUAAGAAAGAUAGAGAGAAUGAACGCAUGAAUACAAGGGAUAUAUUCGCUCCUCCUGGCAAUGAAGGAGAAGAAAAUGUGCUCGAUCUUUGACCUAAGGAAAUGCGAACAAAAAUAUUUUAGCACGUGAUUAGGUUAUGUGCAAAGUGAAGGCGCUGAUUCGGUGUCUGAAUAAAGGGUCAUGCAAACAUUGAGCUGCAUGUGAGAGCCACAAGACUUGUGCGACAAGCGUCAGCCAAUCCGCAUCAAGGGAACAAAGAUUGGGCUUGCGUGAUUUAUCUGGAUCGUACGCAGUUCGGAGAUACCUCUGAAAGAACUGUAGUCGACAGAUAUAGAGACCAUUUAAAACACGAUCAUUCAAUCUCGUGCCUUUUUCGAAAUCAUCUGCUUCAAGUGAGAUUUCAACCUUACCUUGAACCUGAGAAGAUUAUUUACAUCCUCUUUCCUUUUUCCGCCCCAGUAUACCAUUAGCUUUAGCCUCUGCUUAGCGUAAAAUUCGCAUGUCCCUUUUCUGAAUCUUUUCCCCUUAAACCCUGGCUUUAGUAGGCGCCAUGUUUGAUAACCCUGUUUUGUUAUGUUGGUCGUCAUUGUGGUCUUUACUUGUCUCAUUUUAUUGAAAGUGAUUUCAUACCCUGCGUAGUUCAAGCCUCUUUGCUUCUACUGUGUUUUGUGAACGAUAUGAUGCUACCUCAUUGUCCUCUCAUCUUGAAGUCGACGGCUUCCAAAUGACCUUCUAUUCGACACAUUUAAAAGAAUAAAUAAAGUCUGAGACCUUGACUUAACAAAACGCCUGUUAUUAAAGUUGAGCCCACAGUUUUGAAGUUAUACAAUCGAGGCUAAUAAUAGUGAAAAAUAGCCAGACCGCCGACAACCGUAAAAUCUGCCUGUUAUUAAGUUGAGCCUACAGUCCAAAAUGAUUUUGGUUUUGAAGUCAUACAUAUGAGGCUUGACGGUCAAUACGAUGCAAAUAUGUCUUUAACCGCUGACAACCUGGUCAAGUAUUACAAUUGAGCCCACAGUAAAAAUAUUUUGGUUUGAAGUCAUACAUGUGAGGCUUGAAGGUCAGUACAAUGCAAACAUGUCUUUAACCGCUCACAACCUGGUCAGGUAUUACAAUUGAGCCCACAGUAAAAAUGUUUUGGUUUUGAAGUCGUACAUGCGAAGCUUGAGUGUCAGUACGAUGCAAAAAUGACCAUAUCGCCGACAACCUGGUCAGGUAUUAGCCCAACAGUAAAAAUGCAUUACUUUUGGAGCCAUACAUUUGAGGUUUAAGGGUCAUUAAGAUACAAAAGUGACCAAACAGCUGAUGAGCUCAAUGUUCGCAAGUGGUAUUCGUCUAAUAGGCUUCCUGCUUGGRAUUCUGGGUAAAUGUAAUAUUAUGGACACAAGAUUGAACGAAGGCAAAGUUUUAAAAAACCGUGAUAGACGAAACCCGUUGAUCUGAUCGCGGCUUUUACAUUUUGAAGCUAGAAAAUGCUCUGUGAAUGAAUUCUGUAAAUAGAUAUAGGUUAGAUGCAGGCAUGAACCAGGUUGAAAUCCUCGAUAGUUUUGUUCUUAUUGUAUUGUCAUUGUUAUCGUGAAUCUUAACUAUUUGUAGUUGUUAUCGGGUUAAGUGAUUAAUUUAUAUGAAACUUGCUAAAGAUUGUUAUAAGAGGGAAUGUGUUGUAAGAACUAAGAAAGAGGGCGAGGCUAGAUUGUUUGGAAUACAGUUUGGUGCCUGUAUUAAGUGGACACACCCGGUACCUUGCCUGGUAUCCGUUGAAUAGGGGCUUUGCACCAUCACGUGAUGGCAGCCAUGACAGGAGGCAGGAACAAUUGAAUGUGGUGUAAUCUAAUUUACAUGAGAAAGAAUUUAGUUUCCGAGUGGGGAAAUAAGACUAUUGUUAUGACUCCUGUUAUGGCUGCCAUCACGUGAUGGUGCAAAGCCUCUUAAAAUAAAUAUGGGGGGGGAAAAUCAGGACCGUCAAUUAGCUGUCCGUUUAAUGAAGGAUGUCUGCUUCAUACAGGUAUCACUGAAUAAUAUCUUAACCAUUAUAAACAAGGUAUUUAAAUUACUUUACCAUCCCUUUAUUAGCUGGAUUUAAGAAAAAUUUAAUUAUUUAUAUGGUUUGUCAUUUGAAUAAUGUACUCGUACUGUAACGCAAGCUUCCUUUUCUCAUGUUAAAGAACCUUGAAGAUUUUCCAGUAAAUUGUACCAAACCUUAAACAUUAAAAAACCGUCAUCAACUUGACAGGGCGGUGUUGAUAUAUGUUCAAAAGUUUUAUGAUAACCCUAUUGAAUUAGAGUUUUAGACGGUACGAUUUUCGCCUACAACUAUCGUAUACAACACGCUCGCGUCUGUCGUAGGCGAGUUGUAGGCUUGAUUUACACGAUACGAUUCGAGUUGUAGGAUGGUGCGAGCGUGUUGUAUACGAUAGUUGUAGGCGAAAAUCGUACCGUCUAAACCGGUCUUAAGUUGAGUCCUAAAUUUUUCCUUUUGAAAUUCAAGAGUGGAAAUCACCUUAUUCCUUGUUGGGAAACAGGUGUUAUUUUUGCUGCACGUUUUCGUAAACAGUCCUGAGAAAAGAUGUACUGUAUUCUCCGUUAUAAACUUGCGGAGCAAUCUAGCAUAAAUUAUGAGGUUAAAAAACUAAAACAGGCUGGAAGUCGUCCACAAAUUAAGUAUCAGAUUAAAAUGUCGUGUAGCUCGAAGAAUGGGAAAUUAAGAAAGGAAUAUAAGGGAUCAAAAAUKUUAUUUUAUUUUAUUGUCUUUAACUAAAAAAGGAAGCUAAUUGUGAAACGUAAAUCUCCCCCCCUUCCCAUUUUUAUUCUCUUUCUCUCAUUCAAACUUGUCGUGUUUUCUCAUUCUUUCUCUCCUUUUCACUCUCUCCUUUAAGAUUCUUCCUUUUUCAUUCAUUCCUUGAUCUCUCAUUCUCUGUCCCUUUCACCUUAUUCUCUCCCUUUUCUUCCUUUCUUUCCUGUCCUCUUUCUCCGAGCUGCGCCCAAUGAAUUAAAAAUUAAACUCUAAAAAUGUUUAGUACAGAGAAUGUGCAAGAGUGAUUUUAUUUGGCCCUUGAAACAAAGUUGUAUUAUUUAGUGACUAACAGUCAAAACGAAAGAAAACAAUGAAGUUAGUGUCUACCACUAUUUAUGACGGUGACUUUUCUUUCACGGGCCAAGUACAAUUACUCUAAUCUACUACAGUAACUGUAUCUCCAAUUACAUUAGAACCUCCAUUAAGCGGCCAACCUGUAUUCAGCGGUCAGUGGUCAAAGUCCUAACGAGGGUUUUGCAGUAAUUUAUAUCUCUAUAAAGCGUUUUCACGUGACGUCACAGCGGCCAUUAUGGGGUACCAAAACAAUACAUUAUCUAUCCUUCGGGAAUUGAACUCUAUUUUUAUGCAAAUACUGUGCAGAAAGUUUCUAUUGUUUAUGGCUGCCUUCUCACGUGAGUGAAAACGCUGUAUUAAGAGGCCAACCUCUGUUAAUCGACCACUUGAAAAUUCCUGAAGAGUAGCCGCUUAUUAGAGGUUCUGUAUAACACUAGGGUAUUCCAGAGCAACAGAAUCAAUGGAAUUAUAUAUAUAUAUAUUAGAUAACUAAGAGCAUAACUUAUGAAGAAAAAUACAAUCAGGACUACUAUUAAAUGGGAAUAAACUAAAAUGUGUUCUUAA
Molecule: messenger RNA, 5331 nt
Organism: Actinia tenebrosa (Australian red waratah sea anemone)
Lineage: Eukaryota; Metazoa; Cnidaria; Anthozoa; Actiniaria; Actiniidae
Product: cytoplasmic dynein 1 light intermediate chain 2
Biological process (GO): microtubule-based movement; microtubule cytoskeleton organization
Cellular component (GO): centrosome; cytoplasmic dynein complex
Molecular function (GO): dynein heavy chain binding
Source: RefSeq, a predicted model, not a curated record